AUGGCCACAGUCAUCACGGAGAAGUUGAGCCGACUCUUCAUUAACGUCAGGCAGAUCCCUCAGCUGCUGGGGCCUCUGUCCCCCUCCACCGUCAGCAGCUCCGAGGUGCCAAGAGUCUUCUGGAAGCCUUACAUCCAUGCUGGGUACCGCCCCGUCCAGCAGACCUGGUGUUACUACUUCUCAACCCUCUUCCAGCAGCACAACGAGGCCAUCAACGUCUGGACCCACCUGGUGGCCGCGCUGAUCCUGCUGCUUCGCUUCCAGCAGCUCUCCUGGCGCGUGGAUUUCGGGCAGGACCUGCACGCGCAGCCCCUCCUCAUCAUCCUCGUGGCCUCCAUCACCUACCUGACCUUCAGCAGCCUUGCUCACCUCCUGCAGGCCAAAUCUGAGUUCUGGCAUUACAGCUUCUUCUUCAUGGACUACGUGGGGGUUGCCGUGUACCAGUACGGCAGCGCUUUGGGGCACUACUACUACGCCAUCGAGCCGAGCUGGCACGAGCGCAUCCGAGGGUUUUACAUGCCCAUGGCUGUGCUGCUGGCCUGGCUGUCCUGUGCUGGCUCCUGCUAUGCCAAGUACAGGUCCCACCAGUCCGCUCGGCUCCGCAGCCUCCUGUGCCAGGAGCUGCCCUCGGGCCUGGCUUACCUGCUGGACAUCAGCCCCGUGGUCCAUCGCAUCUUCACGGCGCCGCCCGCGGAGCGCGCGGACCCAGCUCUGCUCUACCACAAAUGCCAAGUGCUGUUUUUCCUCAUUGGUGCCUUCUUCUUCUCUCAUCCUUACCCCGAGAAGUGGUUCCCUGGGAAAUGCCACUUCUUCGGGCAGAGCCAUCAGAUUUUCCACGUGUGCCUGGUGCUGUGCACGCUGGCACAGAUCGAGGCUGUGGUGUUGGACUAUGAGUCCAGGAGGCAGAUUUACUCCUCUCUCCAGGGUGAUCUGGCUCACAACUUCUCUGCCUUGUGCCUCUUCACUGUGACCUGCUCCAUCCUCACUGCUGCUUACAUGGCUCGGAAGGUGAAGAACAAACUGGGCUACAAGGAGGAAUAA
Acanthisitta chloris (rifleman) is the source of this 1041-nucleotide messenger RNA. RefSeq names its product progestin and adipoQ receptor family member VII (gene PAQR7). The coding region runs from base 1 to 1041 and encodes 346 amino acids. Gene Ontology annotation, molecular function: steroid binding; nuclear steroid receptor activity. The record is from RefSeq and is a predicted model, not a curated record. Lineage: Eukaryota; Metazoa; Chordata; Aves; Passeriformes; Acanthisittidae. Gene Ontology annotation, cellular component: plasma membrane. Gene Ontology annotation, biological process: response to steroid hormone. The transcript has a single exon.